This is a messenger RNA of Clonostachys byssicola, 2799 nucleotides long. The record is from the annotation of a GenBank genome assembly. NCBI's taxonomy places the organism in Eukaryota, Fungi, Ascomycota, Sordariomycetes, Hypocreales, Bionectriaceae.
AUGUUGGAAGCACGCAGCAGCGAUGCUGGCCAACAUAUUCCGGACCGAGGACCCCAGGUCUUUGCCGGAACUCUCGUCACCCUUAUCCUCGCCACUGUCUUCGUCACCUCUCGGAUCAUCUGCCGCCACUUUAUUGUGCGCAACGUGAGCUGGGAUGACCGCGUCAUAGUUCUGGCUUGGGUCUUCGCCUUCUUCCUCUCUUUCACCAUCAUGUUUGGUGCAAGCCACGGACUAGGAAGACUUGAUGUGAAUAUCCAAGCUGAUGAGCGCGGCGUUCUACGCCGUUGCGAGUAUGUCUUCAGCAUUCUCUAUGCAGCCUUGGCCCUCAUAAAAACGAGCGUGUUGAUAUUCUACUUACGGCUAGCCAAACACACGCAGCUCGUUCUCCGCUAUAGCAGCUACUUCUUACUCGUCGUUGUCAAUGUUGCUAGUUUUGUUCUCACCAUGAUCAACAUCUUUCAGUGUAGCCCCAUCAGUUCUGCCUGGAACCCAUUCUAUGAAGGCAAGAUAACUUGCCUUCCUCUCCUCACUGAAUUUAUCUGCGCUUCUCCUGUCAACGUUGUGACAGACCUAGCUCUAUUAGCGUUGCCUUUGGCAACUCUCGCAAGAAUGCGACUUCCAAUAAAGCAAAAGGCCAUUCUCAUUUUUACAUUCGGUCUAGCAAUAUUUGUCACCGUCAUCGAUGUCGUUCGUAUCCACACCAUACAAAGUGCGAUAUCAGAUAUCCCGAUUGGUGAAACCAACACUACUUUUGGCGGCCAAGAUGACUUUGCUUGGAAUGCAUCGCUUUCAUUCAUGUGGAGCGCUGUUGAGGUGAACAUCGGCAUGACUUGUGCCUGUAUUCCAACUCUCAAACCCCUGGUUCUCAAGAUCCUUCCGUCGAUGCUGUCCGAUCCGAACAGUUCACGAACGACGGCAUCGAAGAGCCGCAAUGAUUCAGAUAAUGCCGCCAAUGGAAGCCUCUCCCGUCCAAGUGACGAGAACCCCUCCCCUACCAACACAACCCGAGCUGGUGAGCCACUGAAUGGCCCGACUCCUGCAAAUGACCAACAUGAAUCCACCGCCCUCGAGUUCCUCACUACGCCCGAGAUGACGCAUUUGCCGCAAGCCAACCCUUCUCCCCGGUUAUCCGCCUUCUCACGCGCUCGGACAGAUAUCACAGGAUCAACGUCUUUAACUGAUGAGCACUCGGUUUACUUUGGUUUCGUCAACAUGUCCAAACCCAAGAGCAUGCUGAAAACAUCAGCCUCCGAGUCCCUCAAAUACUGCAGUAUUGUAGCUAUUCUCUUCCUAUUGUGGGGCAUGUCAUACGGCCUGCUAAACACACUUAACACUGUUGUGGCCGCCAUCAACAACUUCACCCAACCUCAGACUCUUGGAUUGACCAGUGCAUACUGGGCAGGUGGUUACUUGGUUGGUCCUAUUCUGGUUGGAGAGUGGAUUCUUCGCCGAGAUGAACACAAUCGUUCCAGGAGGCAUAGUAAAAACGAGGAAGAGAAUGUAGGCGGCUUCAAGGUCACAUUCAUCUGUGGUCUUUGCUUUUACGGCAUCGGAACAAUAAUAUUCUGGCCCUCGGCCGUCACGCACUCAUACGCUGGCUUUAUGGUAUCAAAUUUUGUCGUGGGGUUCGGACUUAGCAUCCUUGAGGUGGCCGCGAACACCUUCAUUGUUCUUUGUGGACCCAGAGAACACGGCGAAACAAGGUUGAUGAUAUGUCAGGCCAUACAGGCGAUCGGAAGUGUUUUGUCCGGCGUCCUCGCCAACAAGGUAUUCUUCACCAAUGUUGGGGAUGACGGCUAUACCUCAAGCACGGUGCUUAUCAACGUUCAAUGGACUUACCUGGCCAUCACGCUCCUCUGCGCUGCUCUCGGUCUCUUCUUCUUCUAUAUGCCUCUUCCCGAGGUAAGUGACCAAGAGCUCGAGGACUCGACCAAACGAAUCCCAGUAGAUCCAAAGAAAAAGACGGCUGUCGGUCUUCAACUUCGCACCGUUGCUAUCAUUCUUGCUGUCCUCGCGCAAUGGUUUUAUGUCGGCGCUCAAGAAUGCAACAGCACAUAUUUCCGCGCCCUGCUCCUCUCGACAAUCCCACCCCACACCAGCAGCGGUGUGACUACUGAGACGACAAACCCCGUUGCCUCGGACAGGCCCCCGGGGAUUGCAGUGUCUAUCCCAGACUACCUCCUUAUUGGCCACGGGGCUUUUGCCGUAUCCCGUAUCCUAUUCAGCUACCUUCUCUACCUAUCCGGCACACGCCCCAGCUUUCCAAAGCCGCGUAAACUUCUCUCGAUUUCUCUCGUUUUCUCGUUCAUUUUCGCUCUUCUCCCGGUCGUCCUCAAGCUGUCCAACCCGAACCUCCUAGUCAUCCCGGUCAUUCUCUUCUUCUUUUUCGAAGGUCCCACCUGGCCCCUCAUCUUUGCCAUCGGUCUCCGCGGCCAAGGGCGGCGUACCAAGCGGGCGGCCGCCUUUCUCACCAUGAGUAAUUCCGGUGGAGGUAUCGCUCCCUUCAUCAUGUACGGGAUUGUGGCCAGCGGCGGCUCGGUCCGCAUCAGCUAUAUCCUUAUUGUCGUUCUUCAGGUUCUCAUAAUGGCAUAUAUGCUACUUCUCGAAUGCGUCAAAGAUGUUAGAACAAUGGUCGAUCCAAUUCCCAAGGCUCCUCAUCCUAUAGCUGAUGAGGAGGCACCAUCUCACGACGUCACGUCCAAUGAUUUACAUCAAGGGGAACCCUUGAAUGAGAAUCAAAAAACCCUUUUUGGGAACUUUAAAGGUUUCAAAUUACCAGUACCCCGGAGGAAGUCCUAA